Vicugna pacos (alpaca) is the source of this 3518-nucleotide messenger RNA. Lineage: Eukaryota; Metazoa; Chordata; Mammalia; Artiodactyla; Camelidae. The record is from RefSeq and is a predicted model, not a curated record.
CCCUGAGCACGAGUGAUGCGCAGGAUGCAGACUGGAAACCAGAGAGGAGAUCCCUCGUCCACCUACAUCAGGCAGCUGGAGACCAAGGUGAAGCUGCUGGAGGGGGACAAGCUCCUCGCACAGCAGUCCGGCUCCGGAGAAUUCCGGACGCUGCGGAAAGGCUUCUCCCCAUACCACUCGGAGUCCCAGCUCUCCAGCCUGCCGCCCUCCUACCAGGAUUCCCUGCAGAACGGCCCAGGUUGCCCGGUUCCUGAGCUGUCCUCGCCCCCCUCCGCUGGCUACAGCUCUGUGGGACAGAAGCCCGAGGCCGUCGUGCACGCGAUGAAGGUCCUGGAGGUACAUGAAAACCUGGACCGGCAGCUCCAGGACAGCUGUGAGGAGGACCUGAGCGAGAAGGAGAAGGCCAUUGUCCGUGAGAUGUGCAACGUGGUCUGGAGAAAACUGGGGGACGCCGCCAGCUCUAAGCCCUCUAUCCGGCAGCACCUGUCUGGGAACCAGUUCAAAGGGCCCUUGUAGGGCCAUUCCUCCGUGGACGUGGACUGGCCCUGCCUGGGGUCUGCAGACACGGGCAGGCCCUCGCACCGAGCCACUGUCUUCUUUUCCUGUGCUGACUUGUACAUAGUACGCUGCCUGCCACGGCCUGGCUGCCAUGGGUCCGAUUCCAUCUCCUGCCUCUCACACCAGCACACCGGGAAGACUGUUUCCUGCAGCAGAGCGGCCUGGACAGCCUUGUUCCUGCUCGGGGGCCCGGGCUCUGGGUGCCGCUGGCGAGAGGCUGAGGCUGCUCUGAGAUCCCGGGCCCAGGGACUGGCCCAGGCUGUGCCCAGCUUUGGUGGAGGGGCACCUCAUCAAGCCCUUCACCCCUGGACGCCACCUGCACUGGACAGAGGCCACUGGCAGCUGGACUGAUGCACGGGGCACCACUUCUGACCCCCUGCUGUGGCCUGGACGCCGGCUUGCUCAGCACUGGGUCCCGAGUCGCAGACAAGGCCCCUCCUCUGGCCCCUGUGCCCAGGCUCCCUGCUGCCAGCCGCUGCUUGGCUUUAGAGCUCAUGCCCCCACCCCCAGACACACACUCUCUGCUGUGGCCCUUGCCUGGUGCCAGGCUGUGCCCUAUCUUUGGGGGGUCCCUCCUGCCCAGGGCCUGAGGCACCUCCAUUUCUGUGUGUCACAUAAUGAGACAUGCACACCCCUCUCUGCCUGGGUGGCACUGGGCCACGGCCGGGCCUCUGCUCAGGAAUGGUGUUCCCCAGAACCUGACCCCUUCCUGGAUCACUGUAGACAGAGCCGCGUGACGGCAGGUGAAGGACUUCCCUCCUUGGGAGGGGCCCACCCUGGCUCUGGCUUUCAUUUUCCUGUGUGACCUUCAGCAAGUCACUCAGCCCCUCUGGGCCCCUGGUGGGAGAAGGAGGGCUCAGAGGUUCUUUCAGCCGUGCCCACGGUUGGAGGCCAUCAGCUUUAGUCAGCCUACUGCCUCCUUCACAGCACACGAGCCACUGGUGCCUGCCUGCUGGAGAGGCCGCUGGUGAGUGGGCCAGAGGAGCCAAGGCCCAGGCUGCCUCCUCUGAGGGCUCGGGGAUCAAACAAGACCUUCAGUGUAGAACGGUCAGAUAUAACUGUAAAGUGAGACUUGAAUUUUAAAAUGUGUGUGGGACAGUGCGGCCCAGAGAGGGUGAGUGGCCUGUGGCUCAUUGCAGACAAGAUCCCAGAGCCUGGAAGGCCGGGCCAGGCCACUGUUAAUAACGCUGUAGUGACCAGCCCUGGCGUCCUCUAGCUGUUUCAAGUUCCUCCAUCACCAUCGGACUUCCUCACUCUUCAGCGGUACUUAGAGCUGCAGGCAGCUGGCCAUCAGGGAGCCCGAGGCUGUCCUGGCGUCAGGCAGGCCUCGUCCAGGCUCACGUGAGGGAUGGGGACCAGGUAGGGGGUGGACGAGGCCACCCUGUUCCUCUCCCCAGUGGGGACUCCGAGCAGUUCUUACCGCCUACCUGCCAUCGGUGCCCUUGGGUCGACGCUCUCAGGGGAAAAGCCCGAGGCCCUCACUGUGCCCAGGGAGUGGGAGGUGGGUGCUGCGCACGGCGACAGGCACGGUCCUCUUGCCCUGAGUGUUACAGGGAGCUGCGGGCUCUCCAGGAGGUGGCUCUCAGGUCAUGUGGUGAGCUCCCUGUCACUAGGGGUGUGCAUCAGGAGCUGGGUGAACAUCUUUGGUCCUGGUUCGGGGUGUCUCCUGCCCAAGUGGGCAGCGAGCUGGGUUGCAGAGGCCCCUUCUGGGUCUUUAAGCCCAAAGAACUGCAGAGCAGCCCAAGGGGUCAUGAGGCCCUUUUGGGUGGGAGCCACGUCUGGGAGCCCAUGUGUCAUGCUUGGGCCACUUUGGCUUGGCCACCACUGAAAAUAAGCAAUAAGUCAGGUCUCCUGCAAAGCGACCCAGGGAAGAGCAGCCUCAAAGGGACCUUUCCCGCUGGAGGGAAGUGACCCUGGCCCUGAUGCUGCAGUGGUGUCCAGGGAGCAGGUGACAUCUGUCAGAGUGGCCUCCCACCCACCGUGGAGACGGCACCCUCCAGGUGCAGACGCCUCCUCCCUGCCCCUGCUCGUGUCCUGGAGCCAGCCGUGCACAGGGUGUCUUUCUAAGACAGAACUGUGCCUGUGACAGUCCUCUCUCUAGCUCCCCUGCCUGCCCUGCCGCAGCACGGGGUGCAGCUGCAAUGGGAGCCAGUCGGGGAGGGCCAUGUGGGUCUCACUGCAGGGGCCAGUUCAGGGUGAGUCCCUCUGCCACGAGCAGGGAGUGUGCGGAAGGUGCCCCCCCCAAAUCUGGAGCCUUAGCUCUGAAAGCUCAUGGUGGGGGUGGGGGUGUUGCUGAGCCUGGUGUCCUUUCGUAAGGCCCCUUUCUGUUUCAAAUACUUAUUCUAGAUGACAUGACACCGGUGCUGUGGCUUCCGUUCCCACUGUGAGGGAUGUCACCCUGCCUCAUACCAGGUGGCCAAGCCCAUCCUGGAACUGGAAUCCGCUGAGCACAUUUUUAUCCAAAAGUUAUUAGCUACACAUCAGUGUUUAAAGAGAAAAAAGUGACCUUUCAUUUUUUUUUCUUGAAAACUUGAGAGGAAACAAUACAUACUACUGAUUUUUUUUUUAAAGAAACAAAUGAAAUGCAUGACUGCAGAGCGGUAGAGGUGUAUAUUUUUCAUAAUGGGGGGGGUAGUAUUUGUGCUGCUUCGUGGGGAUGGGCGAAUCUCCUGGCUCCCGUCCCCGGGCCGGCAGCCCGGCUCCGUCUUCCGGAGGAUGUGACGGCCCGAGCGCUGGGGCCGUCCCCCCCCUCGGCUCCGGGCAGAGCCGGGGGCCUUGAACUCCUGGGCCCGUUUCUACCUUCUGUUGAACCACUUUGAUUUGGGGAGAGAAAAAGAAAUAGAACUUUUUGAUAGUGUGGUAAAAACUUUGAUUUGAACUAUUUUAGUAAAGGAGCAACAGAGAAGAUUGUGAUAGUGUCUACUUUGUGCUAGAUAAAUAAAGGGCCUUUGCGAGCCUCA